GCGAGGUAGAGCUGCUAUAUGCUCGGACGUCAGAGGGACGAUGGUGGAGGGCUGGUAAAGAUGGCGGCGCUCUCCGAGGAUGGGAGGUAUGGACUGAAUUGUGGCCGACGGAAUGCAGAUCGAGUCACCGUAUUGCACGUAAAAUUGACAGAGACAGCUUUCAGAGCAAUAGAGAGCCACCAAACCUGUAAGAAUGUACCGUCCUCGCGGCCAACAAUACAAUUCAAGGGACUCCAAGGGCGCAUUAAGAUCCCAAGGACUGACUCUCUGGAUGGCUCUCAGAACUUUGACUUCUAUCUGUCCAACGUGGGCAAGGACAACCCUCAGGGAAGCUUUGAGUGCAUCCAACAAUAUGUGUCCAGCUCAGGGACCCCCCACCUGGUGUCCUUGGGGACGGUUCAGGACAAAGUCACGGUGUGUGCCACCAACGACUCCUACCAGGUGACCCGGGAGCGCAUGGCGCAGGCCGAGGAGGACAGUCGCAAACGAGGGACCAAGGUCCUCAAGCCUGUGGGCCAGUUCAGAGGUAAGAAAGUCCAGAUCCGCAAGCCAGCGCCGUCAGGCUCCGAACCAGUUGCGGAGCGCAAACGCUCCACCCCCAUCAACCCAGCCAACACCAUCCGCAAGUGCCUUGCCAACAACCCGGUGUCCCAGCGGCCCUACCGCGACCGUCUCGUCCACCUGCUGGCUCUGCGCUCUUACAAGAAGCUGGAGCUACUGGCCAGGUUGCAACGGGACGGGGUCAGCCAGAAGGACCGCAGCUCUCUGGGGAGCACCCUGCAACAAGUGGCCAACCUGAACCCCAAAGAUAACUCUUACUCUCUGAAGGACUUUGUGUACCGCGAUGUGCAGAGGGACUGGCCGGGCUACUCCGAGGAUGACCGCGUUCAGGUCAACGGGAUCUUGGUUCGGAAACUGGGCCUUCCCACUGAGACACUUUCCUCCAGCAGUCCUCUUAAAGACGGCCUCCCGGCUUCCCCACAGCAGAAGUGCCAGCCCGAGUUACCGGUUCACUUCACCGACCCCCUGAUGCCGAAGAAGCCCCGCAUCUCCCAUGUCACCAGCCAAGGGCCCCCUGCCGCCCCAACCCCCAUCCCCACCUCGUCCUCUAGAGAGCGCCGCGCCCCCCCGAAGGAGGACGACAGCCACCAUAGCGCUGCUGCCACCACCAACACAAAGCGCUCGUCUCUCCCAGCCAGUACCACCACCACUGCUGGCCCACCCCUCAACCACCACCACCUUCCCCCUCCCUCCCAGCUCCAGGUUUCUCAACGCCCUCCCCCGUCGCAUCAGUCUGGCCCGGGCUCCAACUCCAACUCGCCCAGCACGCCCGAGGGCCGUGGCACCCAGGACCUGCCCCUGGACCAGAGCUCCACCUGCCUGGAACCCCCCUCACCGAUAGCCACCUCCAGCCCCCCGAGCAGGACCACUGACCGUUAUGGCCCCUGCAUGCCGCCACCAGCCAGCUCCAGUCCCCAAAGCCACCCAGCCCUCACCAUCUCUUCAUCCUCCUCAUCCUCUACCAUUAUCCCCCCUCCCUCGCCAAGCAGUAGCAAGAAGUCCAAGAAAAAGUCAAAGAAGCACAAAGAGAAGGACCGCGAGAAGGAGAGGCGCAAGGAUGUGCGAAGCAGUAAAGGCGAUGGCCCUGGUGUCAGCCCCCGAGGGGUGCCGGUUGUGGACGCUCAGAGGCCCAGGAAGAGACACCGCGACAAGGCGGAGGAGAGACAAACGCCAGUCAUCCCCGCCAAGAGCCCAGUCUGCCUGGAUGAAGACACUAAAGAGAGGCCAGUCCACUCGUCAGACCUAUCCUCCACCACUGUGAUGCCAGAUUACAUAAGUAAGUACACGGCAGUGGUGUCUAUGGACCAGAGGCAGACCUACAAGGACGAAUUCAACGCCGAGUAUGAGGAGUACCGCGUCCUGCAUACCCGUGUGGAGAACAUCACCCGCCGCUUCCACCAUCUAGACACCGAGUCCAGGAGGCUGCCUCCCGGCACCAAAGAGUACCAGGAAGUACAUGAAGAAGUGUUGCAGGAGUACAAUAAAAUGAGACAACACAGCCCAAACUACCAGGUGGAGAAGCAGCGCUGCGAGUACCUGCACAACAAGCUGGCCCACAUCAAGCGCCUCAUCGCUGACUUUGACCAGCGCAGGGCCCAGUCCUGGCGCUAGAGCACCAGCUUCAAGACCACAGUGUUGAGGUGGUUUAAGGGGUGGGCAGAGCAAGGGGAGUCCAACUGGCUUUUUAUUUAUUCAGACCCCUCUGCCACCACGUCCUUCCUUUACCCUUUCUUUCUACCUUUUGAUUCCACAGGCUGCAGGAGGCUACAGUACACCAUCUUAAAAUUCUUAUUCACUGCCCCCCCCUACCUUUUCUCGUAUUGGUUUCUCCUGGACCUCCUCUCUAUUACUACAACACUGGUCUAGAGGAAGAGAUCUACAUGUGAGGGGGUGGUAGGGCAAAAAUACUUAACGCUUCUUACCUUUUGAAGGACUUAUCCCUAAAAAUGAACAACAAAAAUUAAACUUAUUUUUGAAAGCAGAGAAAAUAUUAUACUUACACUUGUAUUUAAGUAAAUAAAGAGGGAGAUCUAUUUAUUUUGGACUGUUAGGAUGGAGGAGCGGUCCACAGAUGAUUUAUUGUUUAAAAAGUUUAUAUUUUCCAAAAGCAAUGCAAAAAAACAUGGGCCUUAUGUGUUUGACUUUAUGAAGCCAUUUUGCACGUGAGAGGAGAUCCCAUUCUGCAUCCCAGUGGUCCAAAGUGGCUCAUUUUCAUUGUAAAGUAGGGGGCUCAAGGAAAGGAAUCCACUUGAGCAAUUGAGAUGUAACACCAAUGUGUGUGUGCAUGGGUUAUAAAAUGGCUUAUAAUGGGGGUGGGAUGGGUAAAUUAGGAGUAUCCGUCCCCUGACAGCAGGGGCGUGCUACCCUGAGCACCACCAGUGUUUCUGCCCUCAGUGCAAAAGGGUGCCUUAACGUGUUUAGUUUACACUGCAAUGUCGAGUCGCUGAGACUUCUAGGGUCCCCAAGGCAACACGGGGGAACUACAACCACCUGGCUACAGGUCACACAGACCAGUGUGUGUGUCGGG
Molecule: messenger RNA, 3088 nt
Organism: Oncorhynchus tshawytscha (Chinook salmon)
Lineage: Eukaryota; Metazoa; Chordata; Actinopteri; Salmoniformes; Salmonidae
Product: RNA polymerase II elongation factor ELL2-like
Exons: 12
Coding region: 19-2172 (717 amino acids)
Biological process (GO): transcription elongation by RNA polymerase II; snRNA transcription by RNA polymerase II; positive regulation of transcription elongation by RNA polymerase II
Cellular component (GO): transcription elongation factor complex
Molecular function (GO): cis-regulatory region sequence-specific DNA binding
Source: RefSeq, a predicted model, not a curated record